UGACGGGACGAAAAGAACCAUGGCAUCUUUGGGGUUGCAGAUUUUAGGAGUUGCCCUUUCGUUUGUUGGGUUGCUGGGGUCUAUUAUAACCUGCGUCCUUCCUAUGUGGAGGGUUACAGCUUUCAUUGGCAACAACAUCGUGACGGCGCAGAUCAUUUGGGAGGGACUGUGGAUGGUCUGUGUGGUUCAGAGCACGGGACACAUCCAGUGCAAAGUGUACGAUUCAAUGCUCGCCCUGUCCCCGGACCUGCAAGCCGCGCGCGCUUUGCUUGUCCUCUCCAUCGUGCUCUCUGUCUUCGGCAUUCUCCUGGCGGUUGUAGGAGGGAAAUGCACCACCUGUAUCGAGAACAAAGCCUCGAAGGCAAGAGUUGUCAUAUCUGCAGGGGUGUUUUUCAUCAUUAGUGGACUGCUGUGUCUCACACCCGUCUCCUGGUCGGCGCACACCAUUAUCCGAGAUUUCUACAACCCGCUCGUGUCUGACGUGCAGAGACGGGAGCUCGGGGCGUCGCUCUACACGGGCUGGGCCGCCGCGGGGCUGCUGCUCACCGGGGGCGCGAUACUGUGCUGCCAGUGCCAGCAGAAAGAGGAACGAGCAUUCGUCCCCAAAUACCCGGCACCGAAAUCAAACGCAUCGGAAAAAGAAUAUGUGUAAUACCUAAUU
Molecule: messenger RNA, 661 nt
Organism: Sinocyclocheilus rhinocerous
Lineage: Eukaryota; Metazoa; Chordata; Actinopteri; Cypriniformes; Cyprinidae
Product: claudin-like protein ZF-A89
Exons: 1
Coding region: 20-652 (210 amino acids)
Cellular component (GO): membrane; bicellular tight junction
Molecular function (GO): structural molecule activity
Source: RefSeq, a predicted model, not a curated record